GAGGAGUCGAGCCCAGCAGUAGACUCUAAGAGGUAACCGGCUAUUGGGAAUUUCUCACAGACCUAGAUUUGUAUCACCGCAACAUGAGUGAAUUCACUGGAAGCAGGAUUCCAUCGCCCUGUUGAGCCUUGUUGAGCUGAGAGGUGUGGGCCAUAAGACAAAAGGCCUGCAAGACUGGGUCCAACCCCCAGUCAAUAUGGGGAGCCAAUCUACAUCUGAAGCGAUUGCUGUUACAGUUAACCACAACAUCACUGUUGUAGGAAAAUUGUGGCUGCUUGUUAUGGUUUUCCUGCGUAUUGUCAUCCUCAUCUUUGCUGGAUACCCACUUUAUCAGGAUGAGCAGGAGCGAUUUGUUUGCAACACAAUUCAACCAGGCUGCUCAAAUGUUUGUUAUGAUCUAUUUGCUCCCUUGUCCCUCUUCCGUUUCUGGUUGUUUCAGUUAACCUUGCUCUGUCUACCAUAUGUGACAUUUGUUACCUACAUCAUUCACAAAGUGCUAUCAGAUUUUGCUGUUUUCUCUGACGCCUCACACAACAUGAAAGCCAUUGAAAUCCAGCAGGGAUCUCCCCAGAAAGGAGGACUGCGUAAGGCAAGUCGCAUUCAAGCAGAGCUCAGCAUGUUGAGGAACUUCAAUGGAGCUUACAUCCUCCAGCUGCUCCUACGGAUUCUUCUGGAGGCAGGAUUUGGGGCAGCUCACUACUAUCUCUUCGGAUUUUACAUUCCCAAGCGCUUCUUGUGCCAGCAAUCACCUUGCACAACUACAGUGGAUUGCUAUGUCUCCAGACCCACAGAGAAAACUGUUAUGCUGAACUUCAUGUUGGGGACAACGGCCCUUUCCCUUCUUCUCAAUAUUUUGGACAUGAUCUGUGCCAUUAAGCGCUCAGUGAGGCAGAAGUCCAAAAGGAGGAUGCUAGUGCGGAAUAUGUAUGAGGAGCAGCAGUAUUACCUCUCACCAGGAGAAAGCCAGGGAGCCAUUGAUGCUAAUGUGUCCAUAGUAGAGGAAAUGGUGGCGUCAGUAGCAAAUGGAAGUUUCAGGAAAAGAGGAAUGAGUAGGUCCAGCAGGGAUGAUGGUGUGUCAGCAGAUCUGGAGGAUCCUCCUUGUGGUCGAGGAACACCUCUUGUUCCCAUGCUGGGUCCUGUGAAUGCUAACAGUGGGCAUAAUGGCUAUCUAACACCCACGCAGGAAGAAUGCCCUGAGAGAGAGGGCAGUGAUGUGGCACUGUGUCCUACAGAGCAAAUUGGUACGCCCAGGCCCAUCCGGGUCAGUAAACGGAGUCGUCUUAAACCACCCCCACCACCCAGACGGGAUAAGCCUCCUGGGACAAGUUCUGUAGAUGUGGUUACAGCAGCUACAGCAGUCUGUACCAGAAGAGUAGGACACUACACAUUGGUAGAGAUGAGCGGCCCUGACAUGCCCUCAAACAGUAGUGACAACCAGGAGAAGAAGUCGGAGUGGGUCUGACAUACAGACAUAAGUACAAAACAGACAACAAGUGUUUUCUAUCCCAAGUGUGUAGUCUAUGUUAAGGUGAAUUGUAUAUUAACUAUUGGUUUAUAUAUUUGAAGGCUAAAGCACAUACUGUCUAAGUGCUUAUGCACAAGAUCCUUGGUACUUCUCCAAAUAUUUGUUUCCCUUUGCAGCCCACCUGGUCUUGUUUGUAUCACCAUCCCUUUUUGUCUCCACAAACAAAGGCACCUUGACCUGUCCUCACCCCACUCAGAGGUCACAGUCAUUCUAAAAUGGGAGGUAUACAGCUGUAAGGCUGAGAAAAACAGUUGACUCAGUUGUCUGUCACUGCAUCUACCAUUUAUCCCCAUUGACAUUAUUAUUCAUUCUUACUAUUUAGAAACUAGCUGGACAGAUUGUGCACCACUUUGAACAUCCUGCAGUGUAAGAACUUUAUAUCCAAGGAAGUCAGACCUGAAGCAGAAGAUUAGCAAAACAAUUACAAGGCAGAUUUAAGAAUGGUAUUUAUGGAAACGACUUGUCACACUAUUUCAAGGUGCUGGGGGCUUCAGUUUGAGCUUUGGAGAUAUAUACAAACCCUUAAAAUAGAGCCUUGUAGAACUGUGUAAUGUGAAACCUCUAUGAUGUCUAACCUCCCCCAUCACCACUUCAACCUCUCUGCCAUGCGAUCCACUGUCAGUCUCAGUUUCUCUCUACCUUGGCAACCCAAUAUCACAGAAAGGUAAACCUAACAAUUUACAAGGGAUUGAUGUUCUGGUGUAUUAGAAUAAAAUAAUAAUAAAAAAAACUUAUGAGUGCUUUGGAAGCAAUUGUACGUGUGUAACUCUCCUUUUGAAGACAGGGAAAUGCUUCCCUCUAGUGGUGUGCAGUCACAUUACAGUUAGGACUGAGGAUGUGAAUUUCAAGUAGGCUGGAGUAGAGCUAGGCCUACUAAUGAGCUAAAUUAAGAUCUUUUUUAAAAAAAGACAAAAGACUAACAUUUAUACCGUAAUCAGUUAUCGAUAUGAUGACAUGUAUUUUCGUUUUAUUUUAAAAGAAGUUUUUUCAGUUUUCAUACACAACCCUGCAUACUGUACCACAGCAACUAGACUUCCCAAUAGAAUAAUGAAAGAUCAAAUGAGCAGACAUAUCAAUUACGUUUUAAAGGGUGGCUAAGGUUAGUCUAGUUUGGGCAUUUUGGC
Molecule: messenger RNA, 2649 nt
Organism: Sardina pilchardus (European sardine)
Lineage: Eukaryota; Metazoa; Chordata; Actinopteri; Clupeiformes; Clupeidae
Gene: gjd4
Product: gap junction protein delta 4
Exons: 2
Coding region: 197-1462 (421 amino acids)
Biological process (GO): cell-cell signaling
Cellular component (GO): connexin complex
Molecular function (GO): gap junction channel activity
Source: RefSeq, a predicted model, not a curated record